CAUGCAGGCCUUCCCGCAUAAAGCUGGUAAGGAGAGGGUGUUUUAUCAUUUAAGCUUCCGAAAAAGGGGAAAAAGUGGAGAUAUGUCCCACCUUUUUUAUGUAAAGACUAAAGAGAAAGAAUUCCUCGAGCAUCUGUUUUAUCUUAUCCGUGUGCAGUGUCGUCGUGAUGAAAAACUUUUUACAGCAGAAGCGAAGAGAAAGAAGGAGAAAAGUUGGGCUCGAAAGAGAUUCUGAGCGAAGUAAAGAAGCAAAACAGAACGUGUCAUCACUCUUCAGUUUCCACCAACUUUCUCUGCAAAGAAUGCUACUCAGUCCUACUCGAAGUCUCAAACUCAGGUAUCUUGACGAGGAGAACGAUGGUUUAGAUGUUCCAGUUCAGGAAUCAAAGCGAUGUCAUACACUAUCAACUGUCGUGAGAGAGGUGAUGAAAGGAUUAUCCAUGCAAGAGUUCUUAGCAAAGUUGGAACCUUUUCUGAGGAAUGUGGUGCGAGAGGAGGUGGAACGUGUAAUUUUACCCUAUAUCCAAUCAUCUCCCAGACCUGCCGUUAACCAGAUUGAGGAAUCUGGAUCCAGAGGCUGGCAGUUGCAUUUUAUUGGUAGGUUGCCCCAUACGUUUUUCACAAACAGCAGAAUAGAAGCAGAGAAUGGUACACCCAUUCAAAUAGUUAUUCUCGAUGCUAGUUCCAAGAAUGUUAUCACAUCCGGCCCUUUAUCAUCAGUAAAAGUGGAUAUUAUCGUCCUUGAUGGUGAUUUUGGCGAACAAGACGAUUGGACUGCAGAGCAAUUUCAUGCAAGUGUCAUAUGUGAAAGAGAAGGUAAACGGCCAUUGCUGUCGGGGAAUCUAGUAGUUACACUGAGAGGAGGUGUAGGUUCUCUUGGUGACGUUGCUUUUACAGAUAACUCCAGUUGGAUACGAAGUCGAAAAUUUAGAUUAGGAGCUAGAGCUAUCCGAAGUUUCAGUUCUGAAGAAAGAAUUAGAGAAGCAAGAAGUGAAGCUUUUAUUGUAAAAGAUCACCGCGGAGAAUUGUAUAAGAAGCACUACCCUCCAUCCUUUGGUGAUGAAGUAUGGCGUCUGGAAAAGAUUGGAAAAGAUGGUUCCUUUCAUAAUCGGCUCACUUCUAAUGGAAUCAGAACGGUGCAGGAUUUUCUGCGGUAUCUGAUAACUGACCAAUCCUCUCUGCGCAGUAUCUUUGGCAAUGGGAUGUCAAACAAGACCUGGGAUACAAUUGUUGAUCAUGCAAAAACUUGUGUUUUAGAUAAUAAGCUGUAUGUGUAUUACGAUGCUGGGAGACGGGUUGGUCUUCUGUUCAAUUCCAUUUACAAGGUUGUUGGGGUAAUACUUGAUGGCCACAGCUAUCAGCCACUGGAAAACCUCACCACAUCUCAGACGAUUUUUGUGGAGCAUUUGAAGCAGCAUGCUUACAAAAACUUGAAGGAGAUGAUUGAGAUUGAUGGACCUUUAAAUGAUGGAAAUUUGAGGCAAUUGCCUGGGCCACAAGCUUCCUCCUUGCAAGGAUCAAGCCAGACUAUGCAGCAUCCUGACUUCCCACUCAUUCUUCAAGAGCAACUCCCAACACAACCAGGCUUCAAUCAUUUGACGAACAUAUCAGCAUCUAUUAUGGAAGGUCAAGGUGAAUUGGAAGAAGCUGCUGUUACUCAAGGUUGUCAUUCAGUGCAAGUAUGCACUCCAGUCCAAAGGAACAGCUUUAACAUGAAGGAUUCUUUCAUUGGACCUUAUGUGAAGGAUGGAAACGAGUGGGGUCAAGGCGGGCCAUUUGUCCCUGCUGUCUCUUCUGGACAUCUAGCCGGUGAUGAUGUUUCUCAGGUUCAAUGGCAGGGUUUAUUUCCAGUUGACACAUCAUGGAGACAGGGGAGUGGAUUGUUUGUGGGCUCAAGUGAUGAAGCAAAUGCGGGUUUACUUUCUUCGCUGCCUGAUUUAAGUGUACAUAUUCCUAGGAGUUGUAGGCCGAACAUGGGGUGGUGUAAGCUUAGGGCAGCUAUUAAGUGGGGAAUAUCAGUUCGGAGGGAUGUUGCUGCUAGGAGGGCAAGACUUCAACAGUUUUAUCACUAUCAUUAACCACAAGUGAUCAUCUCAAAAUUUAGUCGGUAAGGUCUAACUCUAAAAACUAUGUAGUCACAGAUUUUUCUUUUCUUAUGGUGCUGCUGUACUGAGUCGAGAGUGAAAUUUCUUGUAAAAUGUAUAUAGUUAAUAAAUAAUGGACCUUCCAAU
This is a messenger RNA of Telopea speciosissima, 2231 nucleotides long. Its product is annotated as calmodulin-binding protein 60 D-like. Gene Ontology annotation, biological process: regulation of salicylic acid biosynthetic process. Bases 168 to 2078 code for a protein of 636 amino acids. NCBI's taxonomy places the organism in Eukaryota, Viridiplantae, Streptophyta, Magnoliopsida, Proteales, Proteaceae. The transcript is spliced from 10 exons. Gene Ontology annotation, cellular component: nucleus. Gene Ontology annotation, molecular function: sequence-specific DNA binding; calmodulin binding; DNA-binding transcription factor activity. The record is from RefSeq and is a predicted model, not a curated record.